Lathyrus sativus (Indian pea) is the source of this 696-nucleotide messenger RNA. NCBI's taxonomy places the organism in Eukaryota, Viridiplantae, Streptophyta, Magnoliopsida, Fabales, Fabaceae. The record is from the annotation of a GenBank genome assembly.
AUGAAUAUGAAUAUAUUAGGCUUAUUGUUUGUGGUGAUUUUUAUCACACAAACAAGUCUCUCGGUAGCCUUUUAUGAAUAUUUUUUAAUGGUUCAACAGUGGUCUGUCACUGUAUGCAUAGAUGGAGGAUGCCAAAAACCCACAUUUGUCUCAAACCAGUUCACAAUACAUGGGUUAUGGCCCACAAAUGUGUCUAAACCAUAUCCUGAAUUUUGUAAGGGAAGGCCUCCAGGAAGUGGAAAAUUCAGUUUUCCGUUGAUUUCACAUUUGUCAGCUCAACUUCAAACGGAAUGGCCCGACGUAGUAAAUAAAAACAAUCUUAAAUUUUGGUCGGGCCAGUGGGAUAAACACGGGACAUGCUCGCUGAAUAAAUUCACACAAGACGACUAUUUCCAGCAGGCUCUAACUAUUAAGGGGAUGAUUAAUUUGAUAGAUGUUCUGAAAAAAGCAGGUGUUGUGCCCCAUAAAACAAAGGAUUAUAAGAUUGAUGACAUUGUUACAGCCAUUAAAGCUCAUAAUGGAAACAACGACAUAGCACUUGUUUGUACUAAGUCUACAAAUGGAAACCCAAUACCUUAUUUAAAAGAAAUAAGGUUGUGCUUGUAUCCCAAUGGAAGUACUCAUACACCCUGUCCCCCACCUUUGCGUAGUAGAGAUUGUGCUAAUAGAAAUAACCGUGUAAUCUUGCCAAUAUGA